UGAUACUUAACCGUCAAACUGUAGUUCCAACUAGUAGCAUUUCUUUGAGUCUGUACGACCGCCAUGGCUCCGUAAAUCUGAAUCCGCCAUUUCUUCCUUAAAAGCUCUGUGUAAGUCAUCCCCCUCCUCCUGCAUUGGUUCCGACAAGUUCUCAAAUCAUUAUUUUUCCCAAAAUAGUUGCAUCUGUCUGUGUUUUUUCUUUGUGAAUGUAAUAUUUGGUAGAGUUUGAGGUUUAUGUUUGAAACAUUCAUACUUCAUAGGUUUUAAGCCCUGCAAGUUGUACCCUGUAACCUGGACACUUAAAUUUGUGGGCUCUUUUUAGUUCUUUAUCAAUAAACGUAAUAGUCCCUUUGUGCCUAAGCUUCUUCAUUAAAUUGGGUGUGCAUCUCUCUCUCUCUCUCUCUCUAGAAGUGCAAGAUGAACUGCUUGAUCGGUUAUUGAAUGAGAACAUUCAUGCUUGUAAAUUUUGCCGGUGUCACACUGUCAGCCAUUUGCUUUGAAGCUACUCCUUUGGGAGGGCGAUAUAUUUUCCAUUUGGUUGUUAAGAAACUGUGAAGAAAUAAAAGAAAUCAUUUUUUUUUUUUAAUUUCUAAGUUGUAUAAAACAUUGAGAUUGGAGGAAGCAAAUCCAAACCAUCUGGUUAUUUUGAGGCGAGUUUUCCAUUUCCUGGGAGCCAAAUCAACUUGAAACAUAGUAUCUAUGGUUUUGUGCCUUUUGUUUGUUUGUCUUAUUCUAUCAGCAACCAACACGAGUGUGCUAAGAAGUUUAUUGGCUUUUGGUUGCCGUUUCAAGUUAGAUUCCUCUUUGAUCGUGUUCUUCUUUUUUAUAUCUGUUUCAUUUCUUCACUUUUCAAUUAACUUUGAAGCUGUUCACAACAUGGAAUUUUGCACUCUUUUUAGUGUAAUGGAUGGUGCUGAUCCCAUUGUUAGCAUUGCUGAGAGCCACCAAAGUGAGGUACCCAAUUCUGGCUUUGAUGGUGUUAUGGAGAAGGUAAGCAGUGUUUUAUAUAGCACUGUGGAAUGUGAACGGCUAGAUGAGAGUGCCAGAGCUGUUUCCCUAUUGGGAGAGACUAGAAAUUUCGAGCCAUUGUCUGAGAAAGAUGUAGAAAGAUCAGCUUUACUCAAAGCAUUCGGUGGUUUUACCAUAGCAAAGGACUCUAAGGAAGGAGACGACACAAAGAGCACGGACAAUUCGAAGAAAGUUCAAGACAGGGGAACAGCCAUAAAGCAUUCAAAUCCCAAGAGUAUAAUGACUUCAGUGAAGAGCAAAGAUGACAAAUCUGGCUCAAUCACCUUAAACAAACCUUUUGCACUUGCAACAAACUGGAGGUCAUCUAGUGACAGGCAGAUUGCUGCAAGCAUUCAUUCAACUGUGGCAAAGAAAGUGGCAUCUGCAGCGAGUGCUGCUUGCCAUGCCCUGCAACCAGGACAAUCUUACACAGCAUUACCAGCUUUAAGCACAAGAGAGCCACAAAGUCUUAGGGAACUGGCGAAACAUAAGCCACCAGCUAAAGUUGAAGAAUAUACUCAUUCUGCUUCUUUGUAUGUUGUCUUAACUGUGCUUUUGUUGUGAUUCCCUAACAUUAAAGUCUUCCCAUUUUUCCAUGUUUAGUGAAGGAUU
Messenger RNA from Juglans microcarpa x Juglans regia, 1620 nucleotides. RefSeq lists its product as uncharacterized. NCBI's taxonomy places the organism in Eukaryota, Viridiplantae, Streptophyta, Magnoliopsida, Fagales, Juglandaceae. The coding region runs from base 700 to 1572 and encodes 290 amino acids. The record is from RefSeq and is a predicted model, not a curated record. The transcript has 4 exons.